AUGGGCUCAUCCGACUCUCCCAUCCUCGUCAACAAAGGGGUACCAAAUAUCCCGUACUUCACCCCGGCCCAUGCCUCAGAUCCUGGGACGCCAUUUACCCCAUCUGCCGAUACCCCAACGCUGUUCACGCCUCUCAAGAUCCGCUCCAAGACCCUGCGCAACCGCAUAAUCGUGGCGCCCAUGUGCCAAUACUCGACUGCUUCUUCCGGUCCGGACAUUGGGAAACUUACCGACUACCACAUCGCAACACUGGGUCAUUACGCUCUAAAGGGCGCGGCAUUGGUGUUUAUCGAGGCAACGGGCGUGCAGCACAAUGGGCGCAUCAGCCCGUAUUGUCCUGGCCUAUGGAAUGACGCUCAGACCCAAGGUGUGAAGCGUGUUUCGGACUUUGUCAAGUCACAGGGUGCCCUUUCCGGGAUCCAACUCGCCCACGCCGGACGCAAGGCGAGUACCCUGCCGCCGUGGAUUUCGUCAUCUCUCAAGAGACCGUCGGUGCGCGCGGACAAGAGUGCUGACGGAUGGCCGGAAGAUGUUGUUGGGCCGAUGGGUGGGCCAGAGGAGAGCUGGGAUGGCAAAGGGUUGGCGCAAGACGGCGGCUUCUGGCCUCCGAGGCAGCUGACCGUGGAGGAGAUUAAAGACGUGGUUAAAGCGUUCGCAGACAGUGCGCGAAGGGCUGUGGAGGCCGGCAUCGACGUGAUUGAGAUCCACGCCGCCCAUGGCUAUCUAAUCCACCAAUUCCUCAGCCCUAUCACGAACAGACGCACAGACCAGUAUGGCGGCAGCUUUGAGAAUCGCACGCGUCUGUUGGUCGAGGUCAUCAAAGCAGUGCGGGCACAGAUCCCACAGGACAUGCCUCUCUUCCUGCGCGUCAGCUCGACUGAGUGGCUGGAGGAGACAAAUCUGGGCAAGCAGCUGGGGAGCUGGGACGUGGAGAGCACCAUCAAGCUUGCGCGUUUGCUACCUGGACUGGGAGUGGAUCUUCUCGAUGUCAGUAGCGGCGGGAAUCAUCCUCAGCAGCGCAUCAACAUGUUUGCGUCCAAGGACUACCAGACCAAGAUUGCCAACCAGAUCCGGCAAACGUUGAAGGCGGACCAUCUCAAGCUGUUGAUUGGCGCAGUUGGCCUCAUCACGGAAGCCGAACAAGCACGGGACAUUGUUGAAGAUAAAGCAUCGGACAAGAGUAUCGGGGAGGAAGCCAACGCCGCAAAAGAGAUGACAGAUGCCAAGGGUGGCAAGGAGCCCAUGGCGGACGUGAUCCUCGUGGCGAGGCAGUUUAUGAGAGAGCCGGAAUGGGUGUUGAAAGUGGGUUGGAAGUUGGGCGUCGAUGUUGCCUGGCCCAGCCAAUUCCUGAGGGUCAGGUUUCCGAAGCUGUAA
Molecule: messenger RNA, 1374 nt
Organism: Fonsecaea nubica
Lineage: Eukaryota; Fungi; Ascomycota; Eurotiomycetes; Chaetothyriales; Herpotrichiellaceae
Exons: 1
Coding region: 1-1374 (457 amino acids)
Cellular component (GO): intracellular anatomical structure
Molecular function (GO): NADP binding; FMN binding; NADPH dehydrogenase activity
Source: RefSeq, a predicted model, not a curated record